Molecule: messenger RNA, 4424 nt
Organism: Pongo pygmaeus (Bornean orangutan)
Lineage: Eukaryota; Metazoa; Chordata; Mammalia; Primates; Hominidae
Gene: HTR2B
Product: 5-hydroxytryptamine receptor 2B
Exons: 3
Coding region: 164-1609 (481 amino acids)
Biological process (GO): heart development; release of sequestered calcium ion into cytosol; smooth muscle contraction
Cellular component (GO): dendrite; plasma membrane
Molecular function (GO): G protein-coupled serotonin receptor activity; neurotransmitter receptor activity
Source: RefSeq, a predicted model, not a curated record
UCAUUUUAGAGAACCUGAAUUUUUUUUUUUUAAAGGAAGGUGUCAACUUUGGCUUUUGAGUGUUUGGCAUGGGUACAAUGCCUUAAAAAAACAGAUGAGCAGCUUAGCUACUAACCAUGCUGACCACUGUUUGGAACGGGAUUGAAUCACAGAAAAACAGCAAAUGGCUCUCUCUUACAGAGUGUCUGAACUUCAAAGCACAAUUCCUGAGCACAUUUUGCAGAGCACCUUUGUUCACGUUAUCUCUUCUAACUGGUCUGGAUUACAGACAGAAUCAAUACCAGAGGAAAUGAAACAGAUUGUUGAGGAACAGGGAAAUAAACUGCACUGGGCAGCUCUUCUGAUACUCAUGGUGAUAAUACCCACAAUUGGUGGAAAUACCCUUGUUAUUCUGGCUGUCUCGCUGGAGAAAAAGCUGCAGUAUGCUACUAAUUACUUUCUCAUGUCCUUGGCGGUGGCUGAUUUGCUGGUUGGAUUGUUUGUGAUGCCAAUUGCCCUCUUGACAAUAAUGUUUGAGGCUAUGUGGCCCCUCCCACUUGUUCUAUGUCCUGCCUGGUUAUUUCUUGACGUUCUCUUUUCAACCGCAUCCAUCAUGCAUCUCUGUGCGAUUUCAGUGGAUCGUUACAUAGCCAUCAAAAAGCCAAUCCAGGCCAAUCAAUAUAACUCACGGGCUACGGCAUUCAUCAAGAUUACAGUGGUGUGGUUAAUUUCAAUAGGCAUUGCCAUUCCAGUCCCUAUUAAAGGGAUAGAGACUGAUGUGGACAACCCAAACAAUAUCACUUGUGUGCUGACAAAGGAACGUUUUGGCAAUUUCAUGCUCUUUGGCUCACUGGCUGCCUUCUUCACACCUCUUGCAAUUAUGAUUGUCACCUACUUUCUCACUAUCCACGCUUUACAGAAGAAGGCUUACUUGGUCAAAAACAAGCCACCUCAACGCCUAACAUGGUUGACUGUGUCUACAGUUUUCCAAAGGGAUGAAACACCUUGCUCGUCACCGGAAAAGGUGGCAAUGCUGGAUGGUUCUCGAAAGGACAAGGCUCUGCCCAACUCAGGUGAUGAAACACUUAUGCGAAGAACAUCCACAAUUGGGAAAAAGUCAGUGCAGACCAUUUCCAACGAACAGAGAGCCUCAAAGGUCCUAGGGAUUGUGUUUUUCCUCUUUUUGCUUAUGUGGUGUCCCUUCUUUAUUACAAAUAUAACUUUAGUUUUAUGUGAUUCCUGUAACCAAACUACUCUCCAAAUGCUCCUGGAGAUAUUUGUGUGGAUAGGCUAUGUUUCCUCAGGAGUGAAUCCUUUGGUCUACACCCUCUUCAAUAAGACAUUUCGGGAUGCAUUUGGCCGAUAUAUCACCUGCAAUUACCGGGCCACAAAGUCAGUAAAAACUCUCAGAAAACGCUCCAGUAAGAUCUACUUCCGGAAUCCAAUGGCAGAGAACUCUAAGUUUUUCAAGAAACAUGGAAUUCGAAAUGGGAUUAAUCCUGCCAUGUACCAGAGUCCAAUGAGGCUCCGAAGUUCAACCAUUCAGUCUUCAUCAAUCAUUCUACUAGAUACACUUCUCCUCACUGAAAAUGAAGGUGACAAAACUGAAGAGCAAGUUAGUUAUGUAUAGCAGAACUGGCAGUUGUCAUCAAACAUAAUGAUGAGUAAGAUGAUGAAUGAGAUGUAAAUGUGCCAAGAAUAUAUUAUAUAAAGAAUUUUAUGUCAUAUAUCAAAUCAUCUCUUUAACCUAAGAGUUAAGUAUUAAGAAUACCUAAUUUUCCUAAUUUGGACAAGAUUAUUCCAUGAGGAAAAUAAUUUUGUAUAGCUACAAAUGAAAACAAUCCAGCACUCUGGUUAAAUGUUAAGGUAUUCGAAUGAAAUAAAGUCAAAUCAAUAAAUUUCAGGCUUUAAAAAGAACCACCGUCAUCAUAAAAUUUAUUUGGUUCCUAAUUAUAUGCAAAGGUGUGCUAAGAAUGAAAUAAAACAAAACAAACAUUAGCCUUGCCUUCCAGGUCUUAAAAGCAUAAGACAUGAUACAGAACAAAAGGAACACAGAGCUAAAAAUAAGUGCACAAAACAGUGAUCACAUCUGGAGGUGAGUUAAGAUUGCCAUUUAUAGUCUGAUUUAGUUGAAUGCAGUCAUAAUUUUCCUUUGAUCAGGAAACUGUUUUGAUGGAAGGGAUAGGGAGGAUAGUAGCUGGAUAUCAUACAAAAUAACAGGAACUUGGAACUAGACCUGUUUGUUAAAUGACUGAUAUUGAGCUUCUACUCAGCACAGGUAGGUCUAUUGGAGAAGGAGGAAAAAGCAAAUAAAAUCGCUCUUGGGUACCUGAAUCACACUAGGUUUCUUAGAGAUAUUAAUUAACGUGCACAAGCAUGGGACCUUAAUCAGGGAUACAAACUUUAAGUGAGAUCAUGCCUGCCUAUCUAUGCUUGUCCAGUGACUCAAGUGAACUUCCAGCACAAAAUUUUUAUUCAUCCUUUCAGUAUAUUAUUUUGCACUGUUAGAUCUCAGAAUGAGUCCAACCUGUGCCACUUACCAGACAGCUGAUUAAAUUUGGAAAAAUACUUAAUUUCUUCAAGCCCCAGUAUUCUCAUCUACAUUUUACACAAUUCUUAUGAGGAUGAGUACACAGAAGGCACUAAGUAAAUGGUAGACAAUUCAAUCUACUUUUGAUAUAUAUUUUAAUGCCCCUGUUAAUAAGUGCAAAUUUAGGCUAAGGGGGUCUGCAGUGAAGACAACUCAUACCUUAGUUUUUCCUUUUCAGGUUCACUCAUAUUUGUCCCUCAACCUAUGACUCUAUUGCUGUCCUUCUGCAGGCAACUCAGUUUAGGAUAAUUGCCUCAAGAAAUGUAUUGGCUACGGAGAAUCUCAGUGUAUAAGGGAACAAGGCAUAUAUUUUCACAGUGGCAGAAUCCUUUGCUAGAAUGCAGCUCUAAUACAUAAAUCCUGAUCUGUUACGAUUCCUUACUGGCUAUAUAUAAUCUGCUGGGAAGAGUAUAUCAUACACAUUUAAUUCCUAAAUCAUCAAAGCUUUAGGCAUGUUUCCCUACUACUAGUCUAAGAUUUUUCAGCAGCAUUAGGGAUGGUUAUCUCACAUAAGAGGCAAAAUAAUUUAUAUUCCUUAAAAAAAAAAUCAUUCUCUAUUUUGGUUUUUGGUUCUGGUCUGUAAUAUGAUGGAUUUGGCAUAUGUUAAGAUUUAUAUUCUUGCCAAGGUAUGUUGAGAUUAAGUUUUCAGUUAUCACUAUGACAGUAUUCCAAAUUCUGUAUUUUAUGCAUCUGAAGGCAUACAUAAUUGUUUCAGGAAAUCUAUACACCAGAGUUGGCAGGCAAUUACAUUGCCAAAGCUCUACCCAUAGACAACAAUCUAGAUCAAAAGAACUAUCUUCUCACAUGCUUUGUACUGCCUCCAAAUUUGUGUGCUUAAAUAUACGCACACCUACAGAAUCAGCCACAACACCUAUAAACUGUUUCAUGUCAAACCCUUAAGAAAAAUUUCCUUGCUUACAAUUUUUUUUUUCUUUUCUGAGACAGAUUCUCACUCUGUUACCCAGGCUGGAGUGCAGUGGCGAAAUCUUGGCUCACUGCAACCUCUGCCUCCUGGCUUCAAGUGAUUCUCGUGCCUCAGCCUCCCGAGUAGCUGGCAUUACAGGUGCCCACCCCCACACCUGGCUAACUUUUGUAUUUUUAGUACAGACGGGGUUUCGCCGUGUUGGUCAGCCUGGUCUCCACUCCUGGCCCCAAGCUAUCUGCCUGCCUUGGCCUCCCAAAGUGCUGGGAUUACAGGUGUGAGUCACCAUGUCUAGCUCUUGCUUACAAUUAACCCAGAGAUCUUUCUAUAGUUAAUGAGAGACCUUUCUACUAUUUCCAGAAUAUUCUAGAAAGUGAAACAUAACUCCACUAUUGACUAUUUCUGAAAAGUACAACAAAGCCACAAACUCUUACCACUUUGAUGCAGAACCGGUAUUUCCAUUUUAUGAAUACUUUAAAGAGAUGUAUAAUUUGAAAGCAAAUCUCAGCAGUUAAACACCCUUAUGUAACAAAAGAACUCCAGUUAAUAGUCUUAUCUUAGAAGAAAAGGAACAGAUUAUAACUUUAGAAGAAAAGGAACAGAUUAUAACUAUUUAGAAUAAUUUUGAAAAAAAAAAAGCUUUUCAUUACAUGUUACUGCCAAUUAAUGGAGAGAAGAAAACAAAGAUGUAGAAAAAAAAUGAAAAUGACAAAAAGUAAGGAAAAGUCACAGCACCCAGACAGAAACACAAAGAUACUGGGGCAAAAACAGAGAACAGUAUACAGAGAAUGUGUAUCAAAUUGAUACAGAAUUGUGAAUGGAGAUGUUGUAAAGAUGAUCACGAAUUUAGUGGUAACUGGUUCACUGUGAGGGUUUCUUCAAAUUAUAAGGAUCAAUGAUGAUGUAACAUUUUUAUAUUCAAGGAGUCACUUU